Drosophila navojoa is the source of this 2636-nucleotide messenger RNA. Its product is annotated as putative ATP-dependent RNA helicase DDX23. Gene Ontology annotation, molecular function: RNA helicase activity; nucleic acid binding; ATP binding. NCBI's taxonomy places the organism in Eukaryota, Metazoa, Arthropoda, Insecta, Diptera, Drosophilidae. The record is from RefSeq and is a predicted model, not a curated record.
UUGUUCUAUUUCACCAAACGUUUAGCUGCGAAAAAUAUUUCUUUUUGACGCUGUUUAUUUGUGAAAUGGUGAAUGAUAAAAAGCGACGUUCGCGCUCCCGGGAGCGUUACAGAGACGAGCGUGGCGUAGCCACAGCCGACAGAGAUCGGGAGCGUGAGCGGGAGCGCGAACGAGAGCGGGAGCGACAGCGAGACAGAGAUGUGCCGAGGCACAGAGAAAGAGAUGCGCGCGACAGACAAAUGGAUAGAGAAAAGGAUCGACGACAACGACGAUCCCGUUCCAGGGAGGACCGUGCCAGACGUAGUGGACGCUCACCGGAGCGUCAGCGUCAGGUGCGUGAAAGGUCGCGGGAGCGUGGAUCACGUAAUGGCGAGCCUGAAAAGAAGCCCAAAUUAGAAAAUUCUGGGACAGUGAAAGGCGAAACGACCGACCCAUCCAGUAAGCCAGAGGACGAACAAAUGGAUACCAAGGGCGAUGGCAAAGUAAAAAAAGAACCUCUAUCGCUGGAGGAGUUGCUGGAUAAAAAGAAACGCGAGGAAGAGGCGCGCAGUAAGCCCGUUUUCCUUACCAAAGAGCAGCGAGCCGCUGAGGCACUGAAGCGUCGUCAAGAAGAGGUGGAACGCCUGCGUGCUGUCCGAGAUGCUGCGCGGGAUCAACUGCAAGCGAGCAGCAGCAAAUCAAUUACCGGCAUAGCCACAGCAUCUGCAUCCAUGCCGGUGGCCAUGCCGCCGCCAGCGCCCGUAAAGCCGGAACGCCGCGAACGUGGCGGAGAUCGAGGUGACCGUGGCGGUGAUCGGGAUCGUGACAAGGACAGCAAACGUGUUGAGGAUCUAACGCACAAGGAUAAGGAAAAGGAACUGGAAGCCAUACGCGAACGUUAUCUUGGCAUUGUGAAAAAGAAGCGACGAGUGCGCCGCCUCAACGAUCGCAAAUUCGUCUUCGACUGGGAUGCGGGAGAGGACACCUCCAUAGAUUACAAUAACUUGUAUAAGGAACGCCAUCAUGUGCAGUUCUUCGGGCGCGGCAAUGUGGCUGGCAUCGACAUUAAAGAGCAGAAGCGCACACAGAGCAAAUUCUAUGGCGAUCUGCUGGAGAAGCGACGCACCGAAGCGGAAAAGGAACAGGAGAAAGUGCGCUUGAAGAAGAUGAAGCGCAAGGAGGAUAAACAAAAGUGGGAUGAUCGCCAUUGGUCCGAGAAGGACAACGACGAGAUGACCGAACGCGAUUGGCGCAUCUUUCGGGAGGACUACAACAUUACCAUUAAAGGCGGCAAAAUACCCAAUCCCAUUCGCAGCUGGAGUGAGUCCGGCUUCCCGCCUGAAAUCAUUGAAAUCAUCGAUUCGGUCGGCUACAAGGAGCCGACGCCCAUCCAGCGACAGGCUAUACCCAUUGGCCUGCAGAAUCGCGACAUUAUUGGCGUUGCCGAGACGGGCUCUGGCAAGACUUUGGCGUUUCUUAUACCGCUGCUUUCGUGGAUUCAGUCGCUGCCCAAGAUCGAGCGUUUGGAGGAUGUGGAUCAGGGUCCUUAUGCAAUUAUUAUGGCGCCCACGCGUGAAUUGGCCCAGCAAAUUGAGGAGGAGACAAUCAAGUUUGGCCAGCCGCUGGGCAUACGCACUGUGGUCGUCGUUGGCGGCUUGUCCAGGGAGGAGCAGGGCUUCCGCUUGCGUCUGGGCUGCGAAAUAGUUAUCGCCACGCCGGGUCGUCUAAUUGAUGUGCUUGAGAAUCGGUAUCUGGUGCUCAAUCAGUGCACUUACAUUGUGCUCGACGAAGCAGAUCGUAUGAUUGACAUGGGUUUCGAGCCGGACGUACAAAAGAUUCUGGAAUAUAUGCCGGUGACAAAUCUAAAACCCGACACGGAGGAGGCCGAGGACGAGAAGAAACUAAUGGAGAACUUCUACACAAAGAAGAAGUACAGGCAGACGGUGAUGUUUACGGCGACAAUGCCGCCAGCUGUGGAGCGUUUGGCACGCUCCUAUUUACGUCGUCCGGCCACAGUGUAUAUCGGUUCUGUGGGUAAGCCGACGGAGCGUACCAACCAAAUCGUUUACAUGAUGGGCGAGAAUGACAAACGCAAGAAGCUCAUGCAAAUCCUGUCGGCCGGCAUUGAGCCACCAGUUAUCAUAUUCGUCAACCAGAAGAAGGGUGCCGAUGUGCUGGCCAAGGGUUUGGAGAAGCUUGGGUACAACUCCUGCACGUUGCACGGGGGCAAAGGGCAGGAGCAGCGUGAAUAUGCUUUGGCAGCGCUCAAGUCCGGGGCCAAGGAUAUACUGGUGGCCACUGAUGUGGCUGGUCGUGGUAUCGACAUCAAAGACGUAUCGCUGGUCAUCAACUAUGACAUGGCCAAGUCCAUUGAGGACUAUACGCAUCGUAUUGGACGUACAGGUCGCGCGGGCAAGACGGGCGUUGCCAUAUCCUUUGUUACCAAGGACGACAGCAGUCUGUUCUACGACCUAAAACAGUGCGUCACAGCCAGUCCCGUGUCCGUGUGUCCGCCGGAGCUCAUGAAUCACCCCGAGGCACAGCACAAACCCGGCACAGUGGUCACUAAGAAACGACGCGAAGAGAAAAUAUUUGCCUAAGAUUGUAAGGAAAAUAAUUUCGAAGUUAUUCUGGAUUAUUAAAAAAAGCCCAAACUU